CUGACUAUAAUUGUUAAAGCUCAAUCAUUAUUUUCUUCACCUAAAAAGAAAAGAUGUAGAUGUCAUGAAAAUCAUUAUCCACCCUUUACUACUGAAAUUCAUGGAUUGAGCCAGGCUCUUGCAGAACAAAGUUUCAAAAUGAGAUUAUUUUGGAUUUUUGUCAUGGUGAUAUGUAUUUCAUGUGGUACGGUUACAACAAUUCUUGUAAUAAUAGAGUACAUUGAAGGACCAACUGCUACUUCCAUAACAAUUCGUCUUGUUGAUUCAAUGGAGUUUCCAGCAAUAACAAUUUGCCCAAAAAUCCCAGAUGCAUUUCACACUAAAUCACUGGUGAACUAUAUCAGAACAGCAAUUCCAAAAUUGAGUAUUGAUGAAAGUUUAGAUUUGCUUCGCUUUUGGAUUGCUGGAAUGGGCUUUGCAAACAUGAAUAAAGUUUCAAGAUUCAAUAAGACUUAUCUGUACACUUUAAAUAAAUAUUUAAAAAUUUGGAUGCAUGGAACCACUCUUGAACAAUUUUUUGCUAUGAUUCAGGAUAAACAUGGUUUAAAAUGCACAGAUUUUUUUUAUCAUUGUGAACUUAGUGGCCACGUUCAAGACUGCUGCACUGCUCUGUUUGUUAGUAAAACUGUGAUGAGACGUGGAAUAUGUUACCAGUCAAAAAGCAUUAACCAAGUUUGUGAAAUUGGACGUCUAAUCUUAAAUAUGAAAUCUAUUGCAAGUGCUACCUCCGAUUUGUAUGAAUUCUCACAACCUCUGUUGAUUGUGUAUGUACAUGACCAGCAUCAAGAUAUUGCUGAUUUUCCUAAUUUUCACAUUUUGGGAAAUCAGUGGAAUAAAGUGAAACUUUCAGCACGAUUGGUAGAGCUUUUGGAACAAAAAGAUGUCUGCACCAAUGAGAUAAAUUGGAAAGAUUAUGAAUGCUACAUUAGGCGGUGGUUAAUAUCCAAUAUCAUACAACGAUAUAACUGCACUUUAUUUUCAAUCAAAGUGUCUAAAAUACCUGAUGUAAAGUGUUUACCAGGUUGCCAUCGUUGGGAAUAUCGAGCAAUCCUACAGCAAUCUAAAACAUUGAAGCCAUUUCAAAAUUUCGAAUUCAAUCUAGAAGUUUCAUUCAUGGAUUUACAAUAUGAACACGUGAAGGAAGUUCGAACAACAAGUUUUUCUGGCUUUAUGUCCAAAAUCGGUGGUCAAUUCGGUUUUUUUCUCGGCCUUUCAAUAAUUACUUUCAUUCAGAUUAUUCUUUAUGGUGUACAUUUCUGUUUUAAACAAAUAUAUGGGAGAAUCCAUCGUCACUUUUGUUCUACUUUGGGAACUAUCAAUCCCAUUAGUUAG
This is a messenger RNA of Thelazia callipaeda (thelaziosis nematode), 1332 nucleotides long. The record is from the annotation of a GenBank genome assembly. NCBI's taxonomy places the organism in Eukaryota, Metazoa, Nematoda, Chromadorea, Rhabditida, Thelaziidae.